AGGUUUCUCUAUCAGAACGAGAGAAAAACAACUCUCAGAAAAGAAACAGAGGGCGAAAAUUCGAAGGGGAGAAGAGGAGAAGGCGAAGCAAAUGGCAGAGACCCCGAGCAAGAUUGAAUCCACGAGGAAGUGGGUCGUGGAGCACAAGCUCCGAGCCGUAGGUUGCCUCUGGCUCACUGCGAUCAGCAGUUCGAUCGCGUACAACUGGUCGCGGCCCAACAUGAAACCAAGCGUCAAGAUUAUCCACGCAAGGUUGCAUGCGCAGGCUCUAACCCUGGCUGCAUUGGUUGGUUCUGCAUGUGUGGAGUACUAUGACCAGAAAUAUGGUUCUUCUGGACCGAAGGUGGACAAGUACACAAGCCAAUACCUGGCACACUCGCAUAAAGAUUAAGAUGGCCAUGUUCGUUCCUGGAUGCGGGAUAAUUUUGGGUUCUGGGUGCCCAUGAGCUAUGUCCUCAUGAUGGUUAAUGUUUUGUCUCCUUAAUUGCAAAAUGAUUUUUGCUAGGGCAUUUCUGAGCAAUGACAGUGUGGGUGUAAUUCAGAUAUUAUCUUCAUAAUGUAACCCCAGAUUGCAACAUGUAAGCUCACAUUGUUGACAGUCUUAAGUAUUACUAUCUUUAUAUAUAUAUAUAUAUAUA
Molecule: messenger RNA, 638 nt
Organism: Phragmites australis (common reed)
Lineage: Eukaryota; Viridiplantae; Streptophyta; Magnoliopsida; Poales; Poaceae
Exons: 3
Coding region: 92-391 (99 amino acids)
Biological process (GO): mitochondrial respiratory chain complex IV assembly
Cellular component (GO): mitochondrial inner membrane
Source: RefSeq, a predicted model, not a curated record